This is a messenger RNA of Laccaria bicolor S238N-H82, 273 nucleotides long. RefSeq lists its product as uncharacterized. The record is from RefSeq and is a predicted model, not a curated record. Bases 1 to 273 code for a protein of 90 amino acids. The transcript has a single exon. Lineage: Eukaryota; Fungi; Basidiomycota; Agaricomycetes; Agaricales; Hydnangiaceae.
AUGUGUGGAAUAACCCAACCCUUCGGCAUAUUGGUGUUUGUUGAUCGGCAAGGGGACUGGUUUACUAGCCUCGACUCCGUGAUUUUCGCACAUCAUUUGUCAGCCACUAGGGCCUGUCCCAAGCCUUCCAGUCUGCUUCUUCGGCAAAUCUUCUUUUUCCAAGAUAAGAGGAGUAAACGUGGUUGUGAUAUCAUUGUGAUUGGGGGGCGUGGGUACGUCAUAUUCGGCAUCAGGGUCUAUACAACAGACCGCGUCACCUUCCCAUACACCUGA